Arthroderma uncinatum is the source of this 867-nucleotide messenger RNA. RefSeq names its product inorganic pyrophosphatase. Gene Ontology annotation, cellular component: cytoplasm; nucleus. Gene Ontology annotation, biological process: phosphate-containing compound metabolic process. Lineage: Eukaryota; Fungi; Ascomycota; Eurotiomycetes; Onygenales; Arthrodermataceae. The record is from RefSeq and is a predicted model, not a curated record. Bases 1 to 867 code for a protein of 288 amino acids. The transcript is spliced from 5 exons. Gene Ontology annotation, molecular function: magnesium ion binding; inorganic diphosphate phosphatase activity.
AUGGCCCCCAAGUACACCGUCCGCAACGUCGGCGCCCUCAACACCCUCGAGUGGCGUGCCUUCAUCGAGAAGGAUGGCGUCCCCGUCUCGCCCUUCCACGACAUCCCCCUCUUCGCCAACGAGGAGAAGACCGUCCUGAACAUGGUCGUCGAGAUCCCUCGCUGGACCAACGCUAAGCAGGAGAUCUCCAAGGACGACUUCCUCAACCCCAUCAAGCAGGACACCAAGAAGGGCAAACUCCGCUUCGUCCGCAACUGCUUCCCCCACAAGGGCUAUCUCUGGAACUACGGAGCCUUCCCUCGCACCUGGGAGGACCCCAAUGUCGUCCACCCCGAGACCAAGGCCAAGGGAGACAACGACCCCCUGGAUGUCUGCGAGAUCGGUGAGCUCGUCGGCUACCCCGGCCAGAUCAAGCAGGUCAAGGUCCUCGGCGUCAUGGCCCUUCUCGACGAGGAGGAGACCGACUGGAAGAUCAUCGUCAUCGACGUCAACGACCCGCUCGCCUCCAAGCUCCACGACAUCGAGGACGUCGAACGACACCUCCCCGGCCUCCUCAGGGCCACCAACGAGUGGUUCCGCAUCUACAAGAUCCCGGACGGCAAGCCAGAGAACCAGUUCGCCUUCUCCGGCGAGUGCAAGAACGCCAAAUACGCUAUGGAUGUCGUCCACGAGUGUGCCGAGGCCUGGGAGAAACUCAUCUCUGGCCAGUCCCCCGCCGGAGGAAUCUCCCUCGCCAACUCUACCCUCGAACACGCCCGCGUUGACGCCGGCAAGCUCGAGUCCAUCCCCGCUGGCACCAACCUCCCACCGGCCCCAAUUGACGGCAGCAUCGACAAGUGGUUCUUCAUCUCCGGUGCCGCUGUCUAA